AUGAGUACAAAGAAAUAUAAGGGCAGAGAUGACACUUUCAGUCACGAGCAGAUAAUGGCCCCUCGCGAGGAAGAAUGGAUGGAGGAGAAUAUUUCUUUCAAGGAGAUGUUGAUGCGGCAUAAUGGGGAAUGGGAGAUGAAUGAUGCAGAAGAAGAAGAAGCGGCUAGGGAGGCAGAAGAUGUGACACAAGAAGAUCAGCCUGAUUCAAAUGAAAACCCCCAAUCGGAGGUGUUUUGGGAAAUGGACAAGGAUGGAAAAAUCAACUUCAAGCUAUCGAAUGAAUUCAAGAAGAAGGCUUGGAGGCCAUGGAGGAAGUCAGUUUUUGUGAAAUUAUUGGGAAAGAAGCUAGCUUUGCCAGUUAUGAAGAAGAGGCUUGAGAACCUCUGGGCGAGGGAGGGCCAGAUAUAUGUCACAGAUGUUGAAAACGGUUUUUUUUUGGUAAGAUUUGUGGACCAGAAGCAUAUGGAUUAUGCGCUUACUGCAGGGCCAUGGGUUCUAUUCGAUCAUUACCUGACGAUUAGGUCCUGGGAACUAGAUUUUCAGCCUUUCUCUGCUUCGAUAGGUAGAAUCAUGGCGUGCGUAAGGUUACCUGGGUUUCCGGUUGAGUAUGUGAAUACUGAGCUAUUGAGAGAAGUAGGGAAUUGGCUGGGUAAAUUCAUUAAAGUUGAUGCAGCCACAACAUCUCUUGCUAGAGGAAAGUUUGCUCGAAUUUUUGUGGAAUUGGAUUUGAGCAAUCCUCUACAAGCAGAAUACAAAAUUGAUGGCAGGUUAAAGAAGGUAGAAUAUGAGGGUCUUCAUUUAGUGUGCUUUUGUUGUGGGAAAUAUGGUCAUCGAUCAGAGAGUUACCCCAAUAAGAUGUCCCAAGAGAUUGUUCUGCUAGAAGAAAAACAGGAUAAACAAGGUAAUUAG
Gastrolobium bilobum is the source of this 909-nucleotide messenger RNA. RefSeq lists its product as uncharacterized. The record is from RefSeq and is a predicted model, not a curated record. The transcript has a single exon. Lineage: Eukaryota; Viridiplantae; Streptophyta; Magnoliopsida; Fabales; Fabaceae. Bases 1 to 909 code for a protein of 302 amino acids.